CCUCCCCUACCUGGAAGCUAACUUGACUGUGAUUGGUGGAGGCUUUGUCCUGCACCUGUGACUGCUGUCUGUGAGACACACUGACUGACUGUAGGAGGCUCGUCUGCAUGAACACGAGGCGAGAUCACACUGAGGAUUCACAUGACAGCUAGCACGAUCUGAGCGGCUAACAGCAGGAUACUUCCUCCUCCCAUCAUCUUUGGACUUGAGAGAUGCAGAUGGAGGGAGUGCUGAUUUUAAAAUCUGCCUCUCCUCCCAACUGUUCCUCUCAAAACUCCUCUCCUCCUCUUUCACCGGACGCUCAGGAAGAUCUCCAGUCAUCUCCUCCUGUGCCUCCCCCCAUGUGUGUCACGGCUGUACCACCACCACCAGCAGCAGCAGCAGCAGCACCACCACCACCACCACCACCUCCACCUCCUCCUCCUCCUCCUCCUCCUCCUCCUCCUCCUCCGCCUUCGUUUGGGUCUCAUAAUGUCCAGCGACGUUCCAUGAAGAAGCUAAACUGGGACACCAUCCCCAGCCAGCGUGUCCUGGGCAAAUUGAAUGUGUGGACGUCUAAGCGCCCUCAGAGGGACAUCGUGCUGGACAUCCCGAGCAUGGAGGAGUUGUUCAGUCACGCUGAAAAACGGGGCUCGCUGCGCAACUCAAGGGCUAUGGGUCUGAACACCUGUAAUGGCGUGGACCUCUUUCCACCGGAGCCUCAGGUCACAAUCCUUGACUCCAAAAAGAGCAUGAAUAUUGGGAUCUUCCUGAGACAUUUCAAGAGGCCGGUGACAGAAAUGGUGCAGGACAUUCGUCAAGGGAACUGGCUCAGAUUUGGGACAGGAAAACUGAUAGAGCUUUGUAAACUGCUGCCAGAAGAAAGGGAGGUGAAGCAGCUGCUGUCAUUCAGUGGGAACCUCUCUGUGUUACCUGAGGCCGACCAGUUCAUGGUGCAGCUGGUCAAAGUGGCAGGUUAUGAGGAACGGCUGAAAACGAUGGUGCUGAGGGAGGAAUUCUUCCCUCUCAUGGAGGAGGUGAAGAACUCUGUUGCUGUCAUGACCAAAGCAGCUAAUGAGCUGUUGGACUGUGAUGACCUCCACUCGGUCAUUCGUCUGGUAUUAAAAGCCGGGAAUUACAUGAACGCUGGUGGUUACAGCAUCAGUGCCAAUGCCAUUGGCUUCAGGAUGACCUCUUUGCUCAAGCUGGCCGACACCAAGGCCAACAAGCCUGGCAUGAACCUCAUGCACUUCGUUGCCAAGCAAGCAGAGGACAUCGAUGGCGAGCUGCUCACUUUUCACACCCAGCUUGAACACAUCGGGAUGGGAUCGAGGAUUUGUAAAGAGGAGGUCAUCUCAGACUUUGAGAGGGAAGUCAAGAAGGUCAAGGAAGUGAAAUUGUACAACAGCAGACAGCCUGGCCUCUUACAACAAAUGGAGACAUUUUUCUUGAGGGCUGAGGCCAAGCUGGCAGAUGUGGAGUCGUCUCUUCAGGAGCUAAAGGCCCUGAGCGACGCUGUCGCUGAGUACUUCUGUGAAGACCCGGCUACCUUCAAACUGGGGGAGUGCUGCUCCAUCUUUCAUUCCUUUUGCAAGCGGUUUGAAACUGCUGUACAGGAGAACCGAGAGCGAGAGGCAGCAGAGCAGAGGCGCAAGCGGAAGGAGAGUGCGCGUCUUUCAUCCAAUAGUGUGCGUCUUUCAACCAAUAGUGUGCGUCUUUCAACCAAACGCCGCUCCACAGUGUCUCACCCGCGACGUGAGGCCGACCAGGACUCCUCAAGCUUGGAGUCGGCCUUACACAGCUUUCUCUCCUCCGUUCCAGACGGAUUGGUCAGAUGCAAGAAGAACGUACUGCCCACAAUCAAAGGAUCCCCGUCCGAGCGCAGCUCUCAGGCUGUUCCAUCUGAAGAAAUAAGUGAGGCUUCGCCCCGCACUAGACAAGAGAGACCUGAGAAGAAACAUCCCAAACCGCAGAAAGAGGAAGGGAUAACAGCAGAAGUAGAAGAAGCUGAGACGAUGCGUGUGAUAACUCGGAAGGUGCUUCGCUACCAAAACAGCAAAAGUAGCCUCGAUGGGGACAGAGAUUCAGGCACUCCUCGCCGGUCAGAGCGGGCACAAGACGCACCAGCUACGCCAAGCACCCCUCGGCCUAGAACCAGAGACUUCUUCUUUGCCAACAAUGGGGGUGAGAGGGGCUCCCCAUGGACUAUCGUGAGCCCUUUCACCUGCUCCCAAAGAAACGUCUCCCACAUAAACAGACAAUCACCCCAACUCAGGCCGUCCUCAAUGCCGGUUGGAGAUGACUUUGAUGAUGGAGUCUGGGAGAGUGGCGUAGGCGAUUAUCUCCCCAAUUCCUCCAGUCGGGACAAUCCAACCUCUCCAUCUGGGGGAUCUUCGUCUCUUCCCGAGUGCCCCAGUCACACAGCCGUGUCCAAGGGUCCGAUCCUCAGGUCUGUCUCCAUGGAUGAAACCAGGCAAUCUCCAACGUCUGUCUUCCGGCUGGGAGACUUGUUCCAGAGAAGCACGUCUCAAAGGUCAUACUCGUCUGGAUCGAGGAGAGAAGAAGGAGCAGGAGUCAGGGAGAGGAAGACGGGGAAUCACGUAGAAGGUCAAGCGAGCAAUUCUGGGUUAAUUUCCUUCUUCAGACGCAUUGGAGGCAGAAGUAAGCUCGGUGAUGUGGAGGAAAAACACUUCAAAGGAUCUAAUACUUAAUUUAAAAAAAUUAUUUAGAGACAAACUGUCUUUUUUUUGUGUGUUUUAAUUGUUAAAAUUUGUUUGUCUUUUUUUCAAUGUUUUUUUUUAUCUUUCAUUCGACCCAAGGCAAAUGGGGACUUGCUUUGAACUUUGAAGGUUUUGAUUUUGUGGGAGUCAAACCACGUUCAAAAAUCUAUUCUCUCUUUUUGUCUUUUUGUCUUUUUGUGCGCAAUAAAGGGUGUUAUUCUACUCUUUUAA
This is a messenger RNA of Sebastes umbrosus (honeycomb rockfish), 2930 nucleotides long. RefSeq names its product FH2 domain containing 3 (gene fhdc3). The record is from RefSeq and is a predicted model, not a curated record. Bases 213 to 2690 code for a protein of 825 amino acids. NCBI's taxonomy places the organism in Eukaryota, Metazoa, Chordata, Actinopteri, Perciformes, Sebastidae. The transcript has 12 exons.